This is a messenger RNA of Tigriopus californicus, 4775 nucleotides long. RefSeq lists its product as uncharacterized. The coding region runs from base 1187 to 4240 and encodes 1017 amino acids. The transcript is spliced from 2 exons. The record is from RefSeq and is a predicted model, not a curated record. NCBI's taxonomy places the organism in Eukaryota, Metazoa, Arthropoda, Copepoda, Harpacticoida, Harpacticidae.
UAAUAAUCCAAUGCUGCUCGAGCUGCGAGCUCCCAACAAGAACAACCACGACAAAUCAGGCCAAUAUUUGCAUGCCAAGCAGCUGGCUCCAACCAAGGCUCCCUUUCUGUCAACGCACCUUCUUCGUAUUCUCUAACUUUCCAUGCGUUGCUUGUUCCCUCUGUUCGUGGAACGGUCGAGGAAAAAGACGGAAGGAAGCCGAGAAUUAAGAGGAAUUAGGCAACAACAAGGACAAACUGUUCCAACCGUCGUCUCCCUUUUUUAUUCCUUGAAAGAAGGACGAAUUCUGGUCCAAGGUUCCCACCCAAGAUUUGUUGGAACGCCACCAGAAUUCCUAGUCACUUAGGGGGUGGUCCGCUCAAGAAAGGCGUUCAGAUGUCGUCCUUGGACUACUUUCCUACCCAGCUCAAGAAGGUCCUGAGUUCUGUUGGUUAAUAGCAAUGCAGCAAUCCUCAAUAGAGCGCAUUGUUAUACCGUUGGUCAGCAAUACAAAAACUUCGUUCCAAAAGGGUAAAGAACGCCCACAAGAACUUGCUAUUGUUUGCCCACUGUAUUAGAUGCGUAUUGAUUUGGACUGGGGCCGCAAGCUCUUCAAAACGAAGUGGUCAUUAUUGUGAAGGACUCUUGCACAAACGUCCGACUUGAUUGUGCAAGUUGGCUAUGCCAAUAACCCGUGAGGUGUAACAAGGUCUUUUCGAAGAUCCUGAGGCUUGGUGAUCUCAAGCGGAAAAUAUCCGAGUGAAACUUUGACUAGCAAUCGAACAUGAGGCUCGUUCCAAAAGAGUGAAAUGACAGAAAUAAAAGAAGAAAAGAUCAAGUCAAAAGACGAGUAAGUGGCUCUUCUUCGCCUCUUAUUCUUAAGUGAGCGUGUGAGGGAAAGAAAGAGUAAGAGAGAGAGAGACUCUUCUUUUUUGUGUUCCGAGACUCUUGGUUCAGUUCUCUUUCGUUGGGUUCCAUAUCUUGGAGAGACAGACUCAAAGGCUCACUUUUUCUCUCUAUGCUGUAGCGAGAGAAGUGGAGAAAAGCUAAAAAGGACUCACUUGGCAUUGCAAUCGAAGAGAGCAGAGAGCCAGAACUGAUUUUAUUCAAGAACUAAAAGGGGAAAUGAAGAAAGGGAACGGCUGGCAUUCCUUUUGAUAUGGUCCUCCGAUCCCUGGCUUCUGGCAUCUAAACAAAUGCAAGACAAAUGCUCUCCCGAUCUCUUUUUCCAUGCAAAAGCGCAAUGAAUGAAUCACCCUCAUUGCCAAAGGGUGUUAAAGACCCUUUGGCUCGGGGCCAUGUGGGCGGCCUUUCGAAUGGGGUACCAGGCAAACGGAUGGCUCCCCAACCGCCCACCAACGGCAAAAAUGGACCAUUGGCCUCAUUGGCCCUCUCGAUGCCGCCGUGUACUCCUUCCACGUGGGCUUCACCACAUUCGUUCGUGCUUUCAAGUUCCCCUGCACCUCAUGAUGGAACCCGACCUAUGGUCAACGGAACCAAUACCAGUCCGUCCACCAACUGGAUCUUGUCCAAUAUGAGACAUGAACAGAAUUGGAAUGGUACUGUCAAGCGUUCACCCCACCAGCCUUCACCCUCCCUGGACUCCCCCUGUUCCACUCCCAAGCAAACCCGAGGGCUGUCCUCCCUCCUGAAUGAUACCAGUCAAGGCUCUUGUGAUACGACUCCAGCCACCCCCGAUAGCCUAAUAGGGUCGUCAUCGCUUAUUUGCAGUGAUGAGGAUGGCAAUAACUCGCAUAAUACCACAGUGCUUCAGGCCCGACAGCAGACGGCCUCGUCAUCGGGUAUUCAUUUGUCUUGCUCGCCUUCAUCUUCGUUAACCUCGCCGCCGUUUGAACUGGCCACAGCGGCGUCCGUGUGGCGCGGUUCCAAUAGUAAUUUGAGCAGCCAGCAACAAAGGGACAACCUCAUCGAGGAGGUAACAACGCCGGUUCCAAUGUGUUCCAAUAACAAUAACAGCCACAGCAAUAACAACAACAACAACUUCCUCAUAUCUUGCUCCUCGUCCUCUGCCCCUUCCUCGCCAUCGACAUCCUCACGUGCAGGCUCCCUCUCUUCCCCUGCGUCUCCCAUGUCUCCGUUUAGGCCCUUCCAUCAUGAUACAGGAACCAUUAAGAGAAAUGGAGGGACCCUGCUUCGGCACCCGAGUAAACAUCAGGCUCCACCAGCCAAGAUGUACGUGUCUCUCUAUCCAGAGAUGAGUGUACCUGCUACUUACGGCCGAACUAAUGGUCUUCGCGAGCCCCAAUUGGAUCGAGAAUCUUUGAUCAAACGCUCGAAUUCCAAUCAACAUAUGAAUGGUAAUCAGACUGGCUCGACUUCCUCCAUAAAUUACCACCAUCAUUACCGACAUGUCCCCCCCGAGUUUGUCUGUGCUCAGCAGAAAAAAACUGGCACACACCACAACGAGCGGAGGGGCGGUGGUGGAGGAGGAGGAGGAGGAGGAGGAGGAAGUAAUAUUUGCCACUACGCCACAAUUCAAAGGCGAUCCCACGGGCAAAACAAUGUUUGCGGCACCUCCAGCUCCACCAAUAACUCUCUCAUGCAUGAGCCAGAGCCAGUCAGCAGCAAUGGUUGCAAUCCGGGCGCUGGGGGUUCUUCCUCGUUGGCUUUCCGGACAACCAAUGCUUACAAUCGUUUGCCCAGUACACGGAGCCACGAUUUGCCUUUGUCAGAUGUGAGGACACUAGCCUCGUCUGUCUCCAUUGAGGGUCAUGCUAACUCCAAUAACUCAGUCCCGAGUUUCUCAGCACGUACGAGUAACAACGAUCUCCAUCUGACCAUCCAAGCUCUACAGCAACAGCAACUUCUCACUCAGAAAAAGGCCCAAGUCAAUUGCCGAGGACAAAGGGAUAAAUUCUCCCAGCCUCAGGGAUUUAACAGAAACCAGUCUAGAAGUCGGAGCACCAGUAGCAGUAGUAGUAGCAGCAGCGCUGGUAGCAUUGCCAGCCAUGGCUCAGAGUCUGACACUGAUAAGGAUGUGUACGCCCUUGAAGAGAAAAUCCGAAAACAGUCCUCAUUUCCCUCCCUAUUCCAAUCAAGGCCGUUCAAGAAGCCUCCCUUCACCAUUGAGAGUGCCAUGAGCGCCGUCUAUCAGAAGAAGAACAAAAACAAGAAGAAACCCUCCAACGGGUGCGAUGUUAGUCAAGCAACAAAUGAUUUGAUACUCUCCUCUCCAUUUGCUCAUCGAGAUGAUAGCCAGAACAAUUCCAAUCACAUAUCGCACUCCUCAAAAGCCUCUCUUCAGAACAAUGCAGAUCUGCAAGAUUCCUCCUUGAUGUCAGUAACGCAAAUUCAGUCCAUUCAGCAGGAACUAAUCAACCAACAUAGCAUAGCCACUUUGGGCCCUUCUGAGCCUUCGGAUCCACCUCCACUCCUGCCGACAUCCGUCUCUUCCAAUCAAGAUGGUAAAUCCCGUGGGAAAAGGCCCAGGAAGGAUGCUCGAGCCAUUCCUGGCCUCACGCCCGGAGGAUCCAACCACCACUCCUUGAUCCCUGGGGAUCUCACCGCAUCGACAACGGCGAUCCCUCAAAGCCAAGAGGAGGUCAGGGGAGGCAAGUGGGGCCAAGGAAGUAAGGCGCCCGUGUCUGCUCAUCACAUGAGCUCCAUUUUGGCACGUCUCAAGAUCUCUGGUGAUCCCGUUAAUGGGCGAGAGGGUCUCAUCCAGGAUCAGCAACCCUCUUUGCAUCCUAGCUACCAGGCCGCUUUGGAGCGAAAAGAGAGAUUGGAUGAAAUCAAAUCUGUGGAGGAGAGUGAUCCAAUGCUCAUUGACUCCAAUUCGUCCCUGUCGCCACCUUCCAAUUCCCCCUUGCCGCCGCCUCUCCCAGCAAAAAAUGCCACUACCUUAUCCACCAUAGCACAGGUGAAUUCGCAAGAAAUCAAGGGCAAUGGACACGUUCUUCGACGGAGCAUGGAUCGGGAGGCUAAAAUCCCGCUCAUCAGUAAAGAACCCACCCCAUUUUCAGCGGCCGAAGAUGAUGUCAAUGAAGAAACUGAAACUGGUGAUGGCGAUGACACCGAUCACCGAAAACGAAGAAAACGAAGGCAUUUACGACGCAAAAAUGGCGAAAAAGAACGUCAAAAAGACAAACAGGAUCCCAAUGGUAUCGACCCCGACGAUGACGGAAGAAACGACAACGAGGAUCUGGUCGAGAAUGAAAUGGAAUAUUGCGAUCCAUGUUAUUGUUACGGCAAGUGCUGCCUUGACGUGGUCGCUUCCAUAUUCUGUGUAUCUCUUCUAUGAGGAUGGAUUACAUCCCAAAGAAGGUUCUUCAGCGCGACAGAAAGACAAACGGCAACGAAAUAAAUGUCACGUUUGCAACACGUGGACCACGAUUCUCGGUUGCCUGUUGUUAUUAGCGCCUCAAGCCGAGCAAGAAAGCCCUGAGUAUGACGGUCUUUUUCAAGGACAUCCCUCCGACGAACAAGAAAUCAGUGUCUCUCAGUAUUCUGGACCAGUCUUCAUCGCUUGAGAAAGGUGACUUUGUGAAGUGGACCUCGUGAGCUAGUGGCAUGGCUUUAUCGGGAAAAUCCUGCCCACAAUGGGAUGGAUGUCUCAUUAUCAUUCCACUUGGCAUUUGUCGUAUUGAUUUUGAGAAGUGUAGCUCGGACAUUAAAAGGAAAGCUAGCUCAUCAUUUCAAGUUGCUUUUCUCUUCCUAGGGUGGCCCAAUGAUUGGAAUAUAACAAUAUUAUCCAAUGCAAACACCGAAUAUUUGUCAGUAUUUUACAAAGGCCGCCGAAUUUUUGCGAAUACGAAAUAAAAUUCUUUAAGAAUAGA